AUGAACGAGCAACGAGAAGCGACCACCCUGGCCACCUCGGCACAGGGAGAUGGCCCAAUACACACCCAGAGUCAACCGAAACGCAUCCGUCUUAGUCUCGCCUGUAAUAACUGCCGGCGGCGCAAGGUAAGGUGCGACACGGAGCAGCCAAAGUGCCGCAACUGCUGGCUGCGAGACGAAGAAUGCGAGACGACCGACCCUCGGUACCCUGACGCCGGUGCGCUCAAGGUCCGCCGCUGGGCAACUGCGGAUGGUCUAAUGCCUGGUCAGAACCCGGCAGCCACGCAUCGAAACCAGGCCCACGUGCCGAAGCAUGGACCGGCGUCAUCUACGGGUACGCCCCAGCCUUCACCUUCAACACUGUGGCGCAGCAACGAGACCUCCGCAGCUGUGGCCGCCCCACCGGAGACAUCGGGCUGGAGUCCGGCUGUGUCGAUGGACACAAACACAUCCACGCGGCGCGACUCCAUCGCCAACACAACCGGCUGCGAGGCAAACACGAGUACGCCAGGCACGGCCAUCUCGUGGGUAUCUCGCGGCUAUCAGCACAGUGUCGACGCCGAGAAUGGAGGUCAAGAGCAUUGUGCUGGUCACGAUCCAGACCUGGUUGUCAACACUGACAAUAGCUCACAUCGUGUUAAGUACAUGGGAGGUAGUAGCUUACAGUGCCUAGCGGGCUUCGUCGACAUUUAUCUCCGACGCAAGCGGCUGAAGCUCGUAACGCCCAUCUUUAGGUGUGGAAUGCGCCACGUCGAGGAGGUGCAGCUACCCUUGAUGCUCUCAAUUCCCUCAUUGCCAUCGCAGCAGUUGUUGCGCACAUACCUGGAUACGUUCUUCGAUAGGGUCUGGCCGCUUUAUCCAGUUGUAAACCGUACAACGAUCGAGCAAGAUAUUCAACAUUUCCAGUCCCUGGAACAGUCAUCCUCGGGAGGCUUACUGUCGGCCAUCUCACAUGAUGACGUCCCGAGGAUUGUAAUUGUUCUUACCGUCUUGGCCAUUGGAGCUGAUGAAGGCUCUGAGGACCUCACAGACAUUAGCAACGCAUACCUUACCACUGCCCAUGGUCUCUUUGCACACCUAGUGUGUCUACCCUAUCUUUCAAGCGUACAGGCCCUACUUCUGCUGGCUGUUGGCCUUCGGUCACGAGCCAAGGAUGGACAGGCAUGGCAUAUCGUCGGCCAGGCUAUCAGGGUAGCGCAUUCCAUUGGCCUCCACAGGCAUAUCCGGAGCGGACCUGGCUCAGGCGAACCGAGUGGAGCCAAUGCCGAGAAUGGCUACAAGGCAGACCGACUUCUCCAAAGCAGGGUAUGGUGGUCUUGCUUCGCACUUGAGAAGCUGAUGGAGCUCGAAACCGGAAGGCCGUCAGCGAUCAAUGAUGAAGUGGUUGACCAGCCUUUGCUAAGCCUCGAGGUGUUGCCGAAUGAUAUGCAAGAUUUCUUCACGCCGUGGGUGUCGUUGUCGAGGAUACUCGGCCAGAUCAGUAGGCGUCUUUACAUGCACAAGCCGAGCAGUGCAUGGUCGCUUAUAUCAGAGAUCGGAAAGUUGGAUCAGCAACUUCUCGAAUGGGCGAAGGCACUCCCAGAGACUCUCAAACCAGGCCACGAAGCCAUCAUAUCCGAAGGGACGGAACACCAGCAGCACCUCUCCACCUUCCUUGCACUUCAGUACUAUCAGGCCCAGAUAUCUGUACUACGGGCUUCCAUCGUAUUCCCCAUCAAUUCGUUCACGAAUGAGGUCAAACACCUCGGCUCAAAACUACCGUCAUACAUGCGUCUGCUGCAGGCGGAGAGCAUUUGCACAGGCGCUGCCCGAGCCACAGUCAGGCAGGUCCUUGAGCUUGCUGACCACGGCAUACAUUCGAACCUCUUGUCCUCUGUACAACCACACCUAGCUGCCAUUGUCAUAUCAUUGCAUAUCUUAAGACACCCCGGCAAAAGGAUGGUACGAUCCGACAUGGAGCUUAUCGUAUCGGUAACGCACCAGUUGGAGACUCAGUUCCAGCGCAAUGGUCAGCAUCCAAAUUUUAUCAGGGGCUUCGAGACGUUGCGGGCAAGCGUGGCAGCAGCAGUCUAUCAGGGUGUCGGCUCUGCAAUAAUGCCUCCAAGUAACAAUGACGAGGUAUCGGGCCGGUCCGAGUUCAGUGCUAGCCUCAGCGCAGACUCCGCGACAAUGUUUUCUGAGCUCCCGGCGCCCGUGCCUGGAAUCAUGCUCGACAUGCCCUUUUUUGAUCUGGACAGCGAGAACCUGGGCCCUUUUGAAGAGUUCUGGAAUGCCAUAGGGCCAAUAUCUUUUGCGGAUUAUACUGACAGCGGAUAA
Thyridium curvatum is the source of this 2316-nucleotide messenger RNA. RefSeq lists its product as uncharacterized. Gene Ontology annotation, biological process: DNA-templated transcription; regulation of DNA-templated transcription. The record is from RefSeq and is a predicted model, not a curated record. The transcript has 2 exons. Lineage: Eukaryota; Fungi; Ascomycota; Sordariomycetes; Thyridiales; Thyridiaceae. Bases 1 to 2316 code for a protein of 771 amino acids. Gene Ontology annotation, molecular function: DNA-binding transcription factor activity, RNA polymerase II-specific; zinc ion binding; DNA binding.